AUGGCGGCCACGCCAGCCAGUGUCCUCGCCUUUGCAUUUUUCAUCUUCUUCCCUUUUCUCCACGGCGCUGGAGGCGCAUCGGAAGAGGACGACCGCUCCACGCUUUUAGCCUUCAAAGCCGGCGUUUCCGGCGAUCCUAAUGGAGCUCUCGCCGGCUGGGGUGCCUCGUCGGACGUGUGCAACUGGACCGGUGUCGCUUGCGACAUGGUGGCACGGCAUGUCGUGAAGUUGGUACUGAGAAAACAAAAGCUCUCCGGCGAGGUCUCUCCCGCGCUCGGUAACCUCUCGCACCUCAGGAUACUCAACCUCUCGGGCAACUUCUUCGCCGGCAGGAUCCCGCUGGAGCUCGGCAACCUCUCCCGCCUCAAUUCGCUGGACGUGUCGUCGAACAUGCUCGCCGGCACGGUCCCGCCGGAGCUCGGCAACCUCUCGAGCCUCAACUUUCUUGAUCUCUCGGGUAACGGCUUUGGCGGGGCGGUGCCGCCGGAGCUCGGGAAACUCUCCGGACUAAAGCAGCUGAGCCUGGGCGCCAACCAAUUUCAGGGCCCGAUUCCGGUGGAGCUCACACAUACCCGGAACCUGGUAUAUCUCAACCUCGGUGAGAAUAAUCUCUCAGGUCACAUCCCGGCGGCCAUCUUCUGUAACCUCUCCGCCUUGCAGUACAUCGACCUCUCCUCCAAUUCUCUGGACGGCGAGAUACCCAUCCGAGCAGAUUGCCCCCUCCCCGACCUGAACUUCCUUGUCCUGUGGUCCAACAACCUUGUCGGCGGCAUCCCCCGCUCGCUCUCCAACUCGACGAAGCUCCGGUGGCUUCUCUUGGAGUCGAACUUCCUCGCCGGCGAGCUGCCGUCGUCCGAAAUGUUCGGCGGCAUGAAAAGCCUUGAGCUUCUGUACCUGUCGUUCAACUACUUCAAGAGUUCCCAGAACAACACGGACCUCGAGCCGUUCUUCGCCUCGCUUACAAACUGCACCGGCCUGAAGGAGCUCGGUGUAGCCGGGAACGACCUCGCCGGCACGAUUCCGCCGGUCGUUGGCCGGCUCUCCCCGGCACUCACGCAACUCCAUCUGGAAUUCAACAACAUUUUCGGGCAGAUCCCGGCGAACCUCUCCGACCUAGCCAACCUAACCGCCCUCAACCUCUCCCACAACCUCAUCAACGGCUCAAUCCCUCCGGGCAUCGCCGGCAUGCGGCGGCUCGAGCGGCUGUACCUCUCCAACAAUCUGCUCUCCGGCGAGAUCCCGCCGUCGCUUGGCAAUGUCACGCGGCUCGGACUCGUUGAUUUGUCGCAGAACCGGCUCGGCGGCGCGAUCCCGGGCACGCUGUCCGAUCUCACGCAGCUGCGCGUGCUCGCGCUCCAUCACAACGACCUCGCCGGCGCCAUUCCUCCGAGCAUCGCGCGGUGUGCGAACCUCCAAAAUCUCGAUCUCUCCCACAACAUGUUGGGAGGUGAGAUCCCCGCCGACUUGUCCGGGCUGAGUGGCUUGCUCUACCUGAACCUCUCCAGCAACCAGCUGGAAGGCCCAAUCCCGGCGACCAUCAGCAAGAUGACAAUGCUCCAGGUGCUCAAUCUGUCGUCGAACAGGCUCUCCGGCGUGAUCCCACCGCAGCUCGGUACCUGCAUCGCGCUCGAGUACCUCGACGUCUCGCGCAACGCGCUGGGAGGCAGCUUACCGGAGACCGUUGGGUCGCUACCGUUCCUGGAGGUCCUCGACGUAUCCUGUAAUGGCCUCACGGGGCAUCUGCCUCUGUCUUUGGAGACAGCGGCGUCCCUGCGGCGUGUUAAUUUUUCCUACAACGGCUUUUCCGGCGAGGUGCCCAGCGGCGGGGCCUUCCCGGGGUUCCCGGCGGACGCGUUCCUGGGUGAUGCCGGACUGUGCGUGGGGAUGUCGUCGAUGGUGCCUGGCUUGCCUCGGUGCGGCGGCGUGCAGCGAAGAGUGCUCCAUAACCGCCGGGUGGUGGUGCCCGUGGUCGUCACGGUUGCGAGCUUCGCCGUGGCUAUCUUUGGACUCGCCGCGUGCCGGGCCGUGGCGAGAACUGCGAACGUCGGACGAGACGGGCGGCAAUCGACGCUACUCUCGUACGGUGGCGACGAGUGGACGGAGAGGGGAGAUCACCCGAGAAUCUCGCACCGGGAGCUCUCCGACGCGACGGGCGGCUUCCAGCAAUCGAGCCUCAUCGGGGCAGGACGGUUCGGGCGCGUGUACGAGGGGACGCUCCGCGACGGCACGCGGGUCGCCGUCAAGGUGCUCGACCCGAAGACAGGCGGUGGCGAGGUCUCCCGGAGCUUCAAGCGGGAGUGUGAUGUGCUGCGGCGGACGCGGCACCGGAACCUGGUGCGCGUGGUCACCACGUGCAGCCAGCCGGACUUCCACGCGCUCGUGCUCCCGCUGAUGCCCAACGGCAGCCUCGAGAACCGUCUCUACCCUCGCGACGGCAGCGCCGGCCGCGGCAUGGACCUCGCACGUCUGCUCGCCAUCGCCGGCAACGUCGCCGAAGGGCUCGCCUACCUCCACCACUACGCGCCCGUCCGCGUCGUGCACUGCGACCUCAAGCCCAGCAACGUCCUCCUCGACGACGACAUGACGGCCGUCGUGGCUGAUUUCGGCAUCGCGCGGCUGGUCAAGGACGUCGGCGACGACGGCCUCGACAUCACGGGCUCUGCCGAUCCGUGCAACUCCAUUACCGGAUUGUUACAAGGUUCCGUCGGCUACAUUGCGCCAGAGUACGGAUUAGGAGGACAGCCUUCGACAGAAGGCGACGUGUACAGCUUCGGCGUGAUGAUCCUGGAGCUGAUCACAGGGAAGCGGCCGACUGACGUGCUUUUCCAAGAGGGGCUGACGCUGCACGACUGGGUCAGGCGGCACCACCCACACAAUUUCGCCGCCGUGGUCGCGCGGUCAUGGCUGACCGGCAGGGGAUCGCCGGUGGUGCAGGUUGACGAGACGGUGGGGGCGGACGACAUCGUAGCCGAACUGAUCGACCUCGGGCUCGCAUGCACGCAGCACUCGCCGCCGGCGCGGCCGACCAUGGUGGAGGUGUGCCACGAGAUCACCCUCAUCGGGGAGGACCUCGCCAAGCGUGGCUGCGCGGCGCCGUCGGUGGUGAUGACCGUCAGCGAUGGGUCAUGCUCUACCACGGAUUCGUCUUUCUGA
Molecule: messenger RNA, 3153 nt
Organism: Lolium rigidum
Lineage: Eukaryota; Viridiplantae; Streptophyta; Magnoliopsida; Poales; Poaceae
Product: putative leucine-rich repeat receptor-like serine/threonine-protein kinase At2g24130
Exons: 2
Coding region: 1-3153 (1050 amino acids)
Biological process (GO): protein phosphorylation
Molecular function (GO): ATP binding; protein binding; protein kinase activity
Source: RefSeq, a predicted model, not a curated record